Messenger RNA from Sporisorium graminicola, 996 nucleotides. RefSeq lists its product as uncharacterized. The transcript has a single exon. Gene Ontology annotation, biological process: DNA replication; DNA repair. The record is from RefSeq and is a predicted model, not a curated record. Gene Ontology annotation, cellular component: Slx1-Slx4 complex; nucleus. NCBI's taxonomy places the organism in Eukaryota, Fungi, Basidiomycota, Ustilaginomycetes, Ustilaginales, Ustilaginaceae. The coding region runs from base 1 to 996 and encodes 331 amino acids.
AUGUCAAGGCGAUCGAGCAGGCUAAGUGCGUCACUCAGCGACCCGUCCUCUUCCUUGAACGUCGGCACCUGUAACGUCGGAACCUUGAACAGGGAAAAGUUCCUCAGCACAGACGCUGCAGGAACGAGACCUCCUUCCUUUACUGCCUCGAAUGGCAAGGAUGCUUCAAACUCUAUACCAUACUUCGAAGAAUGGUCGACAGAUGCGCUACAAGCCGAAGUCAAGCGAUAUGGCUUCAAAGUGUCGAGGAAACGCUCGACGCUGAUCGAUCAGCUGAAAGCCGUAUACGAAGCGCUGCAUCGGUCCAACGCUGAUUUCGAAACGCCCACCGUACCCAGCGUCCCGAACGUCUCCACCGAACCCGCUCAAGUGUCACGAACAAAGCGCAAGCUUGUGCUUCCAGCCUCGAAGCCAGGCAGGGAAGGCGUUGCGUUGGGAUCAGGAAAAGGGAGAGGUCGUCAAAGCGAUCCCUUCGUGCUCGACGGCGACUCCAUGUCGGAUGCAUCCUCAUCUUCCGACUCAGUCAUACUCGCCUCGAACGAAGUUGACGAAGGAGAAGCAGGCGACUAUACAGCACAGCUCGAGAUGGAAGCCCUGUCCGCCACUGACGGAACCGAUUCGAACAUCUCGCUUUCGACCUCUGCCUCACCCGAUAAACCACGUCGUGGUCGGCCACCGCGCUCCUGGUCCUCCUCCUCAUCCUCAGACAUCCCUCUCUCCACAUUCACUACUGCAGGCGAGGAGCAGGAACAAGCUGUCGAACCAACGGUCGUGUUGGCAGAGACAAUGACACACGCGAUCCGAAGUAACGCUGGUGUUUGGAGCAGGGUUCUGCGCUACGAACCGAUCAGCUUUGACGAGUUUGUCAGUAUUGCUACCCAGAACGGACUGGAAAUGGACACGGGGAAGCGGAAAGAGGAGUUGCGAACGUGGUUGGAUAGGCAGUGUAUCUGUUUCUAUUCGAAUGAUCUUACCGGCCCGCGGAGUCGACAUUGA